AUGGAUAGCCACUACAAGAUGAACAUGUUCUUGAUCAUAUCCAUCUACGGGUUCUUGAUGAUGUUCUUGCCACUCCAAAUUUCUUGUUCAACUGACACAAUCUCCACCAAUCAAUCUCUUUCGGGAGAUCAGACCCUUGUUUCUAGUGGUGGUGUCUUCGAACUCGGUCUCUUCUUACCAGGUAAUUCGCGUUCGCUCUACUUAGGCAUAUGGUACAACCGUACAAGAAUGUCUUUCCACGGACUUAUAAUCUGGUCUAGUGCCGGUUUUGAUUCUCCAAGCGGCGUAGAUGUUCAGAUGGUUCUGCUUGAUAACGGUAAUCUAGUCCUGAGAGAUGGGAAUAAUUCAAUCUUGUGGCAGAGUUUCGAUAAUCCCUCGGAUACUUGGCUUCCUGGUGCUAAAAUCCGGUUGGCCAACACAGACCUAGAGACAAGAGGCAUGUUUCUCACUUCUUGGAACGCCUUGGAUGAUCCAUCACUUGGUCGAUACUCUCUCAGGUUUGACCAUGACGGUAAAGAAAACUCUCUCGUCAUAUUUACGAAUGGAACUAAACCAUAUUGGUCCAGUGGGGCAUGGGACGAUCGGCUUAGAAUUUUCAGGCAAGUUAGAUUCAAUGGUAACUUGAGCUUCGAGUUCAACUUGAGUGAGUCCUACGUAACGUAUUCAGUACGUAACCAAAACCUAUUUCGUUUUGUUAUGGAUGUUUCGGGACAGUUAAUGGCCUACAGUUGGCUUGAGAAGCAAAAGAUUUGGGAGUCGUCAUGGUCUGCACCAGAGGAGUUAUGUAUGAUUUAUGGUUACUGUGGGUCGUUUGGAAUCUGUCAUGAUAACUCGUCUUGCACAUGUGCUCCUAGUUUCAGACGACCAUUACUCCAAGGCUCGAAUGACUCAUCUGCUGGUUGUAUAAGUGAAUUCAGUGUAGACGAGAAUCAAUGCGGCGAGAAAGACGACAAGUUUCUUCCUCUUGAGAACAUGAAACUAGCCAGUGAUCCGGAAGAAAGGGACCCGUAG
Messenger RNA from Microthlaspi erraticum, 1011 nucleotides. The record is from the annotation of a GenBank genome assembly. Lineage: Eukaryota; Viridiplantae; Streptophyta; Magnoliopsida; Brassicales; Brassicaceae.